Molecule: messenger RNA, 1206 nt
Organism: Danio rerio (zebrafish)
Lineage: Eukaryota; Metazoa; Chordata; Actinopteri; Cypriniformes; Danionidae
Source: RefSeq, a predicted model, not a curated record
UUGGCAAAUUUAUGCCAACUAAUGAUGUCAUUGUCAUGUAAAAAAGAAAGGUAAUUCCCAGGGAGCCUUACAGUACAUUAUAAAGCUCACAUUCACAUUCUUUCACAUCUAGUAUACCACAUAUUGGUCAAACAUGAGACGCACCAUCUUUCUCCUGUCCUUGGUCUUCCUUAUCUGCUUGGCUUCUACUGAGGGCCAGCGGAUGAUCUUCAGAAAGCGAUGCCUGUGCACCAGAACAUAUGAACAUCUGCGACCUGGAAACAUCAAGGGCUGGAAAGUGCACAACCCAAGUGCUCUUUGUGAUGUUACUGAGAUUGUUGUGGUUUUGAAGAAACCUCAAGUAUCUGUCUGCGUGAAUCCUGAAUCAAAAUUAGGACAACGACUAAAAAAGCAAUAAUAUGUUCACUUCUGGACAGCUGAGCACCAAGUACAAACCAAAUCAUUCCUUCGGAUGAAUAUGAUAUGAGUUGUGCAUUUGUAUCUCGGUUCAAAUGGAAAAGCAGACGUUGAUUUAUUUUUAUUAAAACAUGUUAAUGUUAGGAUAAAAAAUGUCAUCACACAUUUUCCUAUACCUUUACUUUAUUUUUAAUAACAAAAAUUUAAAGCGUUGUAUUUAAAUGAAAUAUUAUUGAAAAAGGAGACUUGAAAGGAAGGACUUAAACCGUUACAUCAUUCUGUAGUUUCACUUUAUUUUGGAUGUUUGGAUUAUAACAUUGUUCCUAUUAUGUAAUUUGCCCUGUUACUAUUGUCCAUUGUUAUACAUGUUUCCAAGUUUGUAGGACAGUGUUUUUCUCACAACAUAUAAGCAUUCAGAAGAAGCAGACUGAUAAGCCUAAAUUCAUUGACCUUUUUUAUUUUUAAUGACGUUCUUUUUCAUGUUAGUUUGUAAAUUUUUUAUAAUAUAUGCUUAUAUGUCCAAAAAAAAAGAGAAGGUAUUAGGUAUUCAGCGGGGAAAACCCACACAACUUUUUUUUCAGGGUAUCUGAUCGAGCUGAUACUGCAUAAUUGUCUUGCUUUGUUUUUUCAGUACAGAAUGUAAAAAAAAAAGUUGUACAUUAGACAUUAUAUAAAAACAAACACCUUCCAUUUUUACUUUUUGUUUAGUUUUAUUUAUAUACUGAUAUAUUUUAUUUUAGAGUUUGACAUUUUGCUCUAAAGCGGUCUGAAUCAAACUGAAUAAACAAUAAACAUGAAAUUCAAAAUGUC